AUGGCUAAUCUGUCAGAACUACCCCCAGAAAUUGUUCAGCAUAUCUUUGCCCAGCUUUCAAACGGGCCAAAUUAUGAGCAUCUAGCCUUCCUAGACGAUAGUUUCAAGGAAGGAUUGGCUGCCUUAGCAACGCUCUGUCGGACAUCUCGAGCAAUCCGUGAGCUGGUUGAACGCCAUCUAUUCGACUACGUCUGGCUUACAAAGUACGGCCACGAUCACCUGGUCUCUCUCAUGAGAUAUUGGCACUCACGCCCAGCUUGCGUAAAACAUGUGCGGCGUUUAUGCAUCUCGAUUCAAGCGCCCGAGCUUUCACCUUAUGGCCCAGAAAGCCAACUCACUACUCCUGAUAUUUGUUUCAUCAACGAGGUAGUUGGGAAAAUGGGGCUCAGGAUUAACCCGGAAGGUUGGGAACACAGUCGUCGCCACACCAACGUACUUGCCAUGAUUAUUCCACUAUUGGCCUCAAAGCUACGCAGACUCGAGAUCCAGUAUAUGUGUUACAGGCAAAACCACGAUCCGGAUGCUUCGGACAAACUUCUUCAGAUGGACAAAAGCGGCUUUGCCAACUUGAACAACCUACAUAUUAGAUGCACACCUCAUCCAAGCUCAUUUCCUCUGGGUUUAGUGGAAGCAAUCUUGAAGAAUGCCCCGAAACUCAGAUGCCUCAAAAUUCAGUAUUUCAACGACGUCAGGUUUGAUGAAUCGAAACAUUGGGAACAAAUAACCAGCCUCGCCAUUCUGCAAAGUUGGGUCCCGCAAUUCGAUCUGAUCAACAUGAUUUUGACGCCGACGCAAUUGUGCCAUUUCGAAUAUAGCCCAAUUCCGAUGGAUUACGACGAUAUUUUGGACAUGUUUGACGCGCUGUCCCGGCACAAAGAGACGUUGAAAACUCUUGCAGUCCGAAUCCCGCAACAAGUAAGGGGCCAAUUCGAGAGUCUACCUCUACGCCAGUUUACUAAUCUGGAAACCCUAACGACGGCCUUGCAGGGCGAACACAUUCGGAGAAUCAUGAAGACAAGAAAACAUCGUCACUUGCAAGUCUUCAUAGCAGAUACUUGGGAAGAGAAGGAAGGAGAGCGGAGAUUGACUUAUGAAGCUCGGUCGGUGGGCAAAGUAACGGAUUGCAUCGAGGAAGGGCAUCUCGUGGAAGCGGUCCAGUGGCUGUACUUAUCGUCCUAA
Molecule: messenger RNA, 1179 nt
Organism: Colletotrichum orchidophilum
Lineage: Eukaryota; Fungi; Ascomycota; Sordariomycetes; Glomerellales; Glomerellaceae
Exons: 2
Coding region: 1-1179 (392 amino acids)
Source: RefSeq, a predicted model, not a curated record